Molecule: messenger RNA, 1245 nt
Organism: Cutaneotrichosporon cavernicola
Lineage: Eukaryota; Fungi; Basidiomycota; Tremellomycetes; Trichosporonales; Trichosporonaceae
Gene: arc1
Exons: 3
Coding region: 1-1245 (414 amino acids)
Biological process (GO): Arp2/3 complex-mediated actin nucleation
Cellular component (GO): Arp2/3 protein complex; actin cytoskeleton
Molecular function (GO): actin filament binding
Source: RefSeq, a predicted model, not a curated record
AUGUCCCAGCCCGAUGUCGCACAGCUCUCCAUGGGCCCCCUGACCGGAGUGGCCUUUGGUCCCGACCGUACUCAGGUCUGCGUCUCGCCCAACAACAAUGAGGCUCACAUCUAUCGCAAGAAGGGGUUGGAGUGGGAGUUGGAGGCGACUCUUGCUGAGCACGACAAGCUCAUCACCGCCAUCUCGUGGGCCCCGCAGACGAACCGCAUCGUCACCUGCUCGCAGGACCGCAACGCGUACGUCUGGACACAGCAGCCCACCGGCGAGUGGAAGCCCGCCCUCGUGCUUCUCCGCAUCAACCGUGCUGCGACCUGCGUCAAGUGGUCGCCGAACGAGGACAAGUUUGCCGUCGGCUCUGGUGCGCGCGUCAUUGCCGUCUGCUCGUUUGACGAGGAGAACAACUGGUGGGUCUCGAAGCACAUCAAGAAGCCGCUGCGCUCGACGGUUCUCUCGAUCGACUGGCACCCGAACAACGUACUCCUCGCGGCCGGCACGACCGACGCCAAGGCGUACGUCUUCAGCGCCUUCAUCAAGGGCAUCGACAGCAAGCCAGAGGCGACGGUAUGGGGCGACCGCCUGCCGUUCGGGACCAUCUGCGGCGACUUCCGCGCGCCCAACGGCGGCUGGGUCGACGACGUCGCCUUCUCGCCCUCCGGCAACGCGCUCGCGUUCGUUUGCCACGACUCGAGCGUCAACGUUGUCUACCCAUCGGGUGCCGGCCAGCUCCAGGCCUUUGUGAGCGUGCGCACCCCGUCGCUGCCCUACCUCAGCCUGGGGUUCACCGCCGAGGACGCGAUCAUCGCUGGGGGCCACGACUGCCAGCCCACCAUGUUCACCGGCGACGCGAACGGCUGGGUCUUCAGCCACUCGCUCGACGACCCUGCCAACGCCGACUCGCGGGGGCUCACUCCUUCUCCGACUGGGCAGCGCUCCGCUUCGGGCCCCGGCCGCCUCAACAACGAGGCGUUCAACCUCUUCCGUCAGGCUGACUCGCGCGGCCAGUCCAAGCCUGCACUCCCCGGCGGCGGCGGCGCUGGCUUCAUCACCGGCACCACGCCCGUUGGCCUGGACAACCGCCUCGUCACUGUUCACCAGAACUCGAUCACGUUUGUCCAGCCGUACUCGUGGGCCCAGGACGGCUCGGUUGACAGGGUCACGACCGCUGGCGCUGACGGCCGCCUGGUCAUCUGGACCGUCACUGCCAAGGGCGGCCUCUCGAACCGCAUGGCCGCCAUGCACAUGUAG